ACUCAGCGAGCAGAGAGAGGCGGAGCAACUCUGCAAGAGAACCAGGAGCGUCUCAGCGUCACACUGCGGAAACGACACCUGAGGGACUCACGCGCCUUUAUAUCUAACAUACACAUACAGAGAUGUCUGCUGCCAGCAGCCUCCUCUCUGAAGAGCAGUUUCAGUGCUCCAUCUGUCUGGAUGUGUUCACUGAUCCAGUCACCAUACCAUGUGGACACAACUUCUGCAAGAGCUGCAUCACUAAACACUGGGAUAUUAAAGUCCCGUGUGAGUGUCCCCUGUGCAAAGAUGUCUUUAAAAAACGUCCUGAGCUGCGAGUCAACACGUUCAUAUCUGAGAUGGCUUGUCAGGUCAGGCAGUCGACUGCAAAGAAAACCAGCAGCUGCUCAGUCCAGAGAAGUUCUUCCUCUGGAGAAGUUCUGUGUGACGUCUGCUCUGAGACCAAAGUGAAGGCCCUGAAGUCCUGCCUGAUGUGUCUGGCCUCCUACUGUGAGACUCACCUGGAGCCUCAUCACAGAAUCCCAGGCCUGAAAAAACACGAGCUGAUGGAUCCUGUGGAGAACCUGGAGGACAGAGUCUGUAAGAACCACGACAGACCUCUGGAGAUGUUCUGCAGGACGGAUCAGAUGUGUGUGUGUCAUUUCUGUAUCGAGUCAAGUCACAAGACACAUGUCUUUGUUCCAAUGAUGGAAGAAUACAAGGUGAAGAAAACUAAACUGGUGAAGUCAGAGGCCAACAUUCAGCAGAGGGUCCGGGAGAGAAGACUGAAGAUCGAGCAGAUCAAACAUUCAGUGAAGCUCAGCAGGGAGGACGCAGACCAAGAGAAAUCAGCCAGCGUGCAGGUCUUCACUGCUCUGAUCCGGUCUGUGGAGGAAGGUCUGGCUCAGCUCCUGGACUUGAUUGAGGAGAAGCAGAAAGAAACAGAGGAACAGGCUGAAGGCUUCAUCGGAGAGCUGGAAGAGGAAAUCUCUGAGCUGAUGAAGAGAGGUGCUGAGGUUGAGCAGUUCUUACUCACUGAAGACCACCUCCAGUUCCUCCAAAACCUCCCCUCACUUAGCCCUGAUCCACCCACCAAAGACUGGACAGAGGUCAGAGUUCACUCAUCGUAUGAGGGGACUGUGAGGACCGCUGUGGCUCAGCUGGAGGAGACUGUCAGUGAAGAGGUGAAGAAGCAGCUUCAGUCUGAGCAGAAGAGGGUCCAGCAGUUUGCUGUGGACGUUACUCUGGAUCCUGAAACCGCAAAUCCAUAUCUCAGAGUGUCUGGUGACAAGAAACAAGUGUAUUAUGGUAAAAGACAGAAUCUUCCAGAUAACCCAGAGAGGUUUUCUCAGAAUGUUUGUGUUUUUGGAAAGCAGAGUUUUUCAGCAGGGAAAUUUUAUUUUGAGGUUCAGGUUAAAGAAAAAACUACAUGGCAAUUAGGAGUGGCACAAGGAUUAAUCCACAGGAAGGAAAGAAUCACAUCAAGCCUACAGACAGGCCCUUGGCUUAUAAUGUUGACGAAUGGAAACGAGUACAGGCCCCUUCCUGGUUCUUCUGUCCUCCUCUCCUUGAAGUCAGCACCACAGAAGGUGGGGGUGUUUGUGGACUAUGAGGAGGGUGUGAUCUCCUUCUAUGACGUAGAUACAGCAGCUUUCAUCUACUCCUUCACCGGCUGUAACUUCACUGGGAGACUCUUCCCCAUCUUUGCUCCCAGUGAUAAUACUUCAGACAGGGGCUGCAUCUCAAAGCUCUUAACGCUGCUCAGAGGAGAGAGGAGAGAGGAACGAGGAGACUGAUCGGAGGAGCCAUAAUUGAGGAAACAUGAGUGCAAACUUCACUGAAUUCUUUCCUCUGACAGACACGUCCCCUUAUCGAAUACCACUCACUGAUUGGACGCUGCAGCAGCUCGGACUUCUCUGAAACUUCACAUCACUUGAGUUUAACAAAUAGAGAAAAGACAGACCAUAAAACAGUCUAUAAGGGUGCCCUGAAACAGACCUUCGGUUUCUGAACAGUCUGUACUUGUUGAGCUGAGAUUAUAAAGUGUUUGAUGUGAGUUUUAAACACAAAAUACUGAACUUAUCAUAAAUUCAAUUUAACAGAGGAUGGGUUAUGUUAUAUCUGAUUGUUUAUUUCAGAUACA
Messenger RNA from Notolabrus celidotus (New Zealand spotty), 2122 nucleotides. RefSeq names its product E3 ubiquitin-protein ligase TRIM39-like. The record is from RefSeq and is a predicted model, not a curated record. The coding region runs from base 123 to 1775 and encodes 550 amino acids. The transcript is spliced from 3 exons. Lineage: Eukaryota; Metazoa; Chordata; Actinopteri; Labriformes; Labridae. Gene Ontology annotation, molecular function: protein binding; zinc ion binding.